Molecule: messenger RNA, 2951 nt
Organism: Carassius carassius (crucian carp)
Lineage: Eukaryota; Metazoa; Chordata; Actinopteri; Cypriniformes; Cyprinidae
Gene: rnf19a
Product: ring finger protein 19A, RBR E3 ubiquitin protein ligase
Exons: 10
Coding region: 132-2867 (911 amino acids)
Biological process (GO): ubiquitin-dependent protein catabolic process; protein polyubiquitination; positive regulation of proteasomal ubiquitin-dependent protein catabolic process
Cellular component (GO): cytoplasm; ubiquitin ligase complex
Molecular function (GO): ubiquitin conjugating enzyme binding; ubiquitin protein ligase activity; zinc ion binding
Source: RefSeq, a predicted model, not a curated record
UGAAGAGAGCAGACGGAUGCCAGUGAGUCAGAGAGCGAGCGAGCGCAGAGCACGGCCGACAAAACAACUCCCUCAAGAAGCUUUCUCCCUACACCACACUCGCAAUUUUCCGCCUUUAUUUGUCACCUGGAAUGAAAUGCUUUUACGCAGAUGACUUGAAAGAUCAGGUGGAGAUCCAGCCUGGUGACUCCAAACAGACCCGUGUGUCCCAGCUUGAGCUGCCUGGAUCAAGGGAGCAGAUCGCAGAGACUUCACCGCCAUGUCUUAACACCUCACGCUCCCCUCUGAAAACCCUGUCCCCCCUUCCCUCUCUCUCCCCUCCCUCCCCCUCAUCCCCCUCUGUCCUCCCUGUAGAAGCUCCCCAGUCCUCUGGAAACCACAGUGCCUCCUCUGGAGAAAUGAGUCUGCAGCAGCAGCAGGGGUCUGAGCGGGACCUUCCCUCCGCCGCCUCAUCCGUCAGUCUGCCCUCUGUACGAAAGACACCUAAAAAGCGGCGCAUCUCACUGCGCUCUCUGUUCCGCCGGCGCUGCGGUGACCCCAAAUCCCGCAAGUCACGUGCACUGGCCGCCGCAGUGGAUGGCAUCGCCAGUGUGGAGAGCGCUCACUCGGAAAUGUGCCAGCAGCAGGAUCCCGCCUCGGCGCUGUCUGCACCCGGUGUGGCCUCCACCUCAUCUUCCUCGUCCUCAUCCUCAGCCUCCACCGCUGAACUGCUGGAGUGCCCGCUGUGCCUGCUGCUCCACACCAGAGACCGCUUCCCUGACAUCAUGACAUGCCACCACCGCUCCUGUGCCGACUGCCUCCGACAGUAUCUGCGCAUCGAGAUCUCUGAGAGCAGGGUCAACAUCAGCUGCCCAGAGUGCUCGGAGCGAUACAACCCCCACGACAUCCGCAUGAUCCUCAACGACCGUGUGCUCAUGGAGAAAUAUGAGGAGUUCAUGCUGCGCCGCUGGCUGGUGGCCGACCCUGACUGCCGCUGGUGCCCUGCUCCAGACUGCGGGUAUGCAGUCAUUGCCUUCGGCUGUGCCAGCUGUCCAAAGAUCACGUGUGGUCGUGAGGGCUGUGGGACUGAGUUCUGUUACCACUGUAAACAGCUGUGGCACCCAAAUCAGACCUGUGACGCGGCCCGACAGCAGAGAGCUCAGAGUCUGCGGCUGAGACCCUUCAGAUCCUCAUCACUCAGCUACAGCCAGGAGAGCGGCGCUGCUGCUGAUGACAUAAAGCCAUGUCCCCGCUGUGCGGCCUACAUCAUCAAGAUGAACGAUGGGAGCUGUAAUCACAUGACCUGCGCUGUGUGCGGCUGUGAAUUCUGCUGGCUGUGUAUGAAGGAGAUCUCUGACCUGCACUACUUGAGUCCUUCAGGAUGCACGUUCUGGGGUAAGAAGCCUUGGAGCAGGAAGAAGAAAAUCCUGUGGCAGUUGGGCACUCUUGUGGGCGCUCCGGUCGGCAUUGCACUGAUUGCUGGCAUUGCCGUACCUGCAAUGAUCAUUGGGAUUCCUGUGUAUGUGGGCAGAAAGAUUCAUAAUCGUUAUGAGGGGAAAGACACCUCCAAGCACAAGAGGAACCUGGUCAUAGCUGGCGGGGUGACGUUAUCCGUGAUCGUGUCUCCGGUGGUUGCUGCCGUCACUGUUGGUAUUGGAGUGCCCAUCAUGUUGGCGUACGUCUACGGUGUGGUGCCCAUCUCUCUGUGCCGCAGCGGUGGUUGUGGUGUGUCUGCAGGGAAUGGUAAAGGUGUGCGCAUCGAGUUCGAUGACGAGAACGACAUGAACGUGGGCACUGGAGCUGCUGUGACUGACACCACUUCGGUAGCAGAGACCAGGCAUAACCCCAGUAUCGGCGAGGGCAGUGUGGGGGGUCUGACGGGCAGCCUGAGUGCUAGCGGGAGCCACAUGGAGCGUAUUGGAGCAAUGAGAGACAACCUGAGCGAGAACGCCAGCACUAUGGCCCUCGCCGGGGCCAGCAUCACUGGUAGCUUGUCAGGAAGUGCCAUGGUCAACUGCUUUAACAGGUUGGAGGUUCAAGCUGAUGUUCAAAAGGAGCGCUGCAGUCUGAGCGGGGAGUCUGGCACCGUCAGUCUGGGGACAAUCAGUGACAACGCUAGCACCAAAGCCAUGGCUGGGUCCAUUCUCAACGCCUACCUGCCUCUGGACAGCAGGGAUGGGAACAGUAUGGAGGUGCAGGUGGAUGUGGAGUCCAAGCGAGGGAAGCUCAGGCACCACAGCGGCAGCAGCAGUAUGGACGACGGCAGCAGCGGAGGACACGGGGCCAGCGUUUGCCCCUCUGAGUGUCCCCACGAGGGCAAGUGCGUUACCUGUCGCUGGGCCAAGGAGCCGUCAUCCACUUCCUCCUCUUCCUCUGGCAAGAAGAGCAAAGGCAAGCUGCGCAAAAAGAGCGGCGGAACCAAGAUCAACGAGGCGCGUGAAGACAUGGACGCCCAGCUGCUGGAGCGCCGCAGCACCAACUCCAGCGAGUUAGACUCACCCUCUCUGAGCGGCAGCCUGCCGUCUGUGGCCGACUCUCACUCCAGCCACUUCUCAGAGUUCAGCUGCUCCGACCUGGACGCCUGCAGACCGCCCUGCUACGAGUCUCACAUCCGACAUCCCAACACGGGCGGAGCGGUCAGCCCGCUUCCAGAGGUCGAGAACGACCGGCUGGAGAACUGUCCUGCUUCUGGGACCCUCCCUCAAGCAGCGGUCGCCCCUCUAACCCCUGACGGGGCGGCAGAGCGCCCGCUAUGCUACAUUGCAGAGGAGAAUGUGAGUUUAAUAUGCGCGGCUGAUACGGGCCAGAGCUCGUCUAAAGAACGCAAUAACAACCUUCCUCAGCCGACUAGCCCUGUGCGUAACGCAUGCGUUCAGACAGAGAUCUAAUCAGAACAGCGAACCUUUAUUACCAAGGACUGCACCCUUGUUUGAAGAUUUUAAAGCUUGUUUCAUGGAGGCUAGUGGGGUUGU